AUGGGAGCCCCAGACGUCAGCAGGUACGUCGGACCGCCUUCGUUCAACUCGUUUGGUAGAAACGCUCGCGCGAAUAUCAAGGAAAAUGCGGAGGCGGGAAAAAAGUACUGCUUGUCCGUGGUCGAGCAUUCUUGCUCUGACGCGUGCAAAGCUUUUUGUCCGUGGGAUUUUGUGGGAUGGUCGUCCAGCGACCUCAUGUUCUGCGGCACGAUUUCAGACCCAUUCCCGAAGGGUGGCGGAGUUAGAAUUCGCGGGCGGGGGCUGUACUACUACAACUCUGGAGUGGCCGUUAGUGUCAAGCGAGUCUCCGACCUCUCGGUCAACCCGUGGUCUCGCGCUAGGCGGGGCUGGAGAUGGCGGGCAGCGAGGGCGACGCGAGCGGCCGGACAGUUUGUAAGCCUAGUGGCUAGCGGCAGAGUCAGGCUGGUCGGCAGCAACGAAGCUAGCGAGCGUGACGAGGGGCCUGUUGACGUGAUAUUCGACCAACCGCUGCCCCACCUGCCUGGCUGGCCAGUACCCGCCGGUUGUUGUGUCGUUGACGUAAGGGGUGUGGAAUGGUGGCAGGACUGUAGGACUCCUCUCUCAGGUGGCUGCCCUGCGGUCAGCAUCAUACAGACGCAUUUGUAUCCGUGCGGCCUUGAGCCAGUAGCCUCCGGGCAGCGCGCUCAAGGACUCGCGGCAACGGCGGAGUACGGGGAGAACUUCCUCGGUCUCCCAGUCGAGCAAUGUGUGAAACUGGGGGAAGUGGGUUCGGCAACUCUGCUGGCGCGGGAGGCUGACCUCUCCUAUUUGCGAGCGGUAGUGGUCAAGCGCGGCAGGCAUGAUGUCGAGAGCGACGUGUCCUCCAAGGCUGGCCAGGAGUUAAUCGCUUGCGAGAGUGAUAAGGUGCUCGCCUUCACCCAUCUCGACGUGUUUUGGGAGGAGUCCGUAAAGAGAGUGCUUCCUCGGAGCUUCACCGCCGCGGCCUUGCCUGACGCGGCCAGCGAGACAGACCCUGUACUCAGAGUGUGUGGAUCAACCCUGCAUGAGAUUAUAGACUAUUGUCUGCCCGGGGAGCGCAGUCUCGCGAAUGUGGUCACAGUGGGAGACCUGCUAACAGCUGCCGGGCUUGACACCGACCUUGCAGGUGCGCGGACAGCGGAGGAAUUCGUCCUGUGCGGUGAUAAUCUGGACGGUAUGCCCCGAGCCAUCCCACACACUGGGGGGUCCGACUCAUCACUGGCGGAUUUGGAGGACCUGGACCGACGAAUGCGCGAGCUCGAGCCCCUCGAGGGAGAGAGCGCAGAACCUGGAAGCUCCAGCCAUGCCCAGUCCGAGGCGGUUGUAGCCUGCAGGGGGCCCUACUUUACACGGGACGGCGGCGCAAGUGGAGACUGCGCGACCGCAGAAGUGGUGCUCGAUUCCCAUAAGGAGACAAGGGUCCCCACUGGGCCAGUGGUGACCGAGUACAGUAGGAUACUCGAGGGGCGGAGGCGCGCACUCCAAAGUCUGGCAGACGCACGAGGGCCGGGGUGGACGGAUGGACCCGACGGCUGCCACCUUCCUAGUGGGAGCAGAAUUAAUGGAUCCUCAGGACUGCCCUGCAACUGCUUGUUCUCGCUCAAGUUCGUCGAGCCCGGCGAGGAGGAAGGAUGCUCCAUUUGCGGAGGGAGCGGACACCACUCGCCCAACCCUCACCACGAACGGCACGCUCCCCAGAACCGCCACCCCCAUUUCACAACCAACACUGACAAUGCUUUGCGUGGAGAUCUUUUCAGACGACAUGUGAAUGGUCACACCGUCUAUGCAACUAACUACCCUUCAAGGGUAUACGCUAGGUUUUGAAGAAACAUGUUCGCCAGAGUGCCAAAGCGCUUCUUCAUGCGAGCUUUUGGAGUAUUCUGGAGGGAGGCCUAGUUUCGCACAGGGACGCAGGCAAUCAUACUAAAAUCCCAGCUUUGGCAAUGCGGCAGCUUUUACUUAAAAGUCUUUUCAUGCAGAGCACAAAGACGUCUUGAACAAAGCA
Chondrus crispus (carragheen) is the source of this 2005-nucleotide messenger RNA. RefSeq lists its product as hypothetical. The record is from RefSeq and is a predicted model, not a curated record. The transcript has 2 exons. NCBI's taxonomy places the organism in Eukaryota, Rhodophyta, Florideophyceae, Gigartinales, Gigartinaceae. The coding region runs from base 1 to 1824 and encodes 607 amino acids.